Molecule: messenger RNA, 1419 nt
Organism: Daucus carota subsp. sativus
Lineage: Eukaryota; Viridiplantae; Streptophyta; Magnoliopsida; Apiales; Apiaceae
Product: protein DJ-1 homolog D-like
Exons: 6
Coding region: 113-1291 (392 amino acids)
Source: RefSeq, a predicted model, not a curated record
AGCGACUUUAUCGGUGAUUACCAUUUACUUAUGUAGUAAACAAUUUGUACACAACUCUUUCAAAAACACACACUGACACACUGAACUUGGAUCUUGAAAAAGAAUCACAAAGAUGGCGAGCUCUAAAUCUGUGAACAAGAGUGUUCUUCUGCUAUGCGGCGAUUUCAUGGAAGACUGGGAAGCUAUGGUUCCGUUUCAAGCAUUACAGGCAUAUGGAGUAUCCGUUGAUGCUGUUUGUCCCGGAAAGAAAACUGGUGAUAUUUGUCCCACUGUUGUUCAGCAGGGUUCUGUUUAUCAGACCUACUCUGAGUCUAGAGGUCACAAUUUUGUCUUAAAUGCAACUUUCGAUGAUAUUGAAGCCGACAAAUACGAUGGGCUACUGAUACCAGGAGGACGUGCAGCAGAAUAUCAGGCGAUGGAUAAAUCUGUGCAGGAGUUGGUGAAUUCAUUUUCUAAAUCUGGAAAGCCAAUUGCUGCUAUUUGCCACGGGCAGCUGAUUUUAGCAGCUGCAGAUAUACUUAGAGGCCGGAAAUGCACUGCAUACCCCACUUUAAAACCAGUACUCAUUUCUGCAGGUGCUCAUUGGAUUGAAGCAGAUACCUUGGCUAAAUGCACUGCAGAUGGCAAUCUUAUCACGGGAGCUACGUAUAAUGCCCAUCCAGAGUACAUCCGUCAUUUCAUCAAGGCACUAGGUGGCACUAUAACCGGCUCAAAUAAAAAGAUUCUGUUCCUCUGUGGGGAUUACAUGGAAGACUAUGAAGUGGUAGUUCCUUUUCAGGCCCUUCAAGCUAUUGACUGUAAUGUCGAUGCUGUCUGUCCCAAGAAGGGGGCGGGUGAUAUAUGCGCAACAGCUGUCCAUGAUUUUGAGGGUGACCAAACUUACAGUGAGAAACCAGGUCAUCUUUUUAAGCUAACAGCCACUUAUGAAGGUCUAGAUGCUUCAAGCUAUGAUGCUCUUGUUAUUCCUGGAGGCAGAGCACCAGAAUACUUGGCUCUAGACGAGACUGUCCUCAAACUGGUGAAGGAGUUUAUGGAAGCCCGAAAGCCAGUAGCAUCCAUCUGCCACGGGCAACAAAUUUUGUCAGCUGCUGGUGUCCUCAAGGGGAAGAAAUGCACUGCAUACCCUGCAGUGAAACUGAAUGUGGUCUUGGCUGGUGCAACAUGGUUAGAACCUGAUCCAAUAAGUCGCUGCUACACUGAUGAGAAUUUGGUGACCGGAGCAGCCUGGCCAGCUCACCCUGACUUCAUUUCUCAGCUUAUGUCACUUCUCAAUAUCCAUGUAUCUUUCUAAGUCGUGUACCAUGUCAAGUGUCUGUAACUUGUGGCUCGUAUCUGAAAAAUAAUCAAAAAGUCAGACAACUUCUUGUAUCUGAAUCAUCAUAUAUACUAUAAUUCAGUGAAUUGUCUUUUUGACCUCCA